AUGACCAAGACCGUUGGAAAGACGACAGCAUUGCGAUGCUUAUCCAUGGCUUUGGAACGACAGCUAGCAAGAGAACAAUUAAUUGAAGGAGAAGAAUGGUAUUUAGUUUCUAUAUUGUGGUGGAAACGUGUGCUAGGUACGUCAUCAAGUGAUGAAAGUGAAGGCCAAACAGAUGAUGACUCGGAGGACUCGGAGGACACUUUGCCGCAUGGAAAUGACAAUGAUCAAGUGGAAAACAGCAUUUUACUUGACAUAAAUCUUAGCAGUCGUAAACGCAAUGUUGCUGUACUUAAACCCAUGCUAGUAGAAGGAAAAGAUUAUCGGCUUGUAAGUCAACAAGUGUGGAACCAAUUGUCCGACUAUUUUGGCUUUGAUUGGGAGAUUGCAAGACCUGUGGUGGCUCGAGGACCUGCCAAGAAUCGAGUUGUUGAGGUCAAUCCAUUUACUUUUGAAGUGUUAGCGUGGCGCAUGGGACUGGAAGAGCCGAUGGAGCUUUUAGAUAUAGAACAGAAACCACUGGUACUGAUGGCCAGUGAAAAUUGCUCGUUGAAGGAGCUACAACUGCAGAUUUGGAAUGCUGCGGCGAUGGAGCCGCAGCUGAGAGAGAUGUUUCCUGAUGUGACAGCGGAGACUGUUGGUCUAGCGGUGCAGGUUUGCUACCGCAUGAAUGAGGGUUCGGCCUGGACAGCGUUGAGUAAUGCAGUGGAGAAGAAGGAGAAAUGGACGUGUAAUGGCUUUACGAGUGCGAAGGGCCCAGGAAGUGUGUCAGAAAGUACGACAGUGGGUGAACUGCAGCUGGAACCGCGGAAUUAUAAGCAUGGUAAAGAGAAGCUGCACCAUUUGCUGGUGGAGGGGCGGUUUACAAUUUUCGGCGCAAACAGCGAAACUGAUUGGAGACACGGAAAAUUUUACAGCGAAAUUCAGGCAAACGCAUGGAGGUUUACAUUAAAGAAAAACCAGCUUAUUGACGCACUUGAUACAGAUCACAAAUGGUAUGAAUCUCGCAUCAUCGAUCUAAAUUCCAACAUGGUGCUAGUACAUUUUCGUGGAUGGACGGCGAAAUGGGACGAAUGGAUUCAGCGAACAUCGACACGAAUUGCACCAUUGCACACCAAGGUUCCAAAUUGGCGCAACUUCCAGAUUAAUGAUGAAAUUCUUGUGGGUGAGCCAGUAAAAAGUAAGAGCUUUCCGGAGUGGCGUAUUGCCCGCGUCAUUGAUGUGCGAAUUUCCGAUGUAGACAACUCGCUUUGUGUUGAGUUUGAUGUGGAUGGCACAAAGCUGUGGAUGAAUGCCCAGGAUGAAUUGUUGUGUCCUCUGGGAACGCAUAAGGCAGUCAAUGCUUCAAAUUUGGCCAAAUCACGAACGUCUUCUUUUCUAUCUGUAAGCUCUUAUUCCCGACACGACCAAGGUUAUGACGCAGGGCGAGGACGUCCGGAGUUUGAUGGUGUGAUCGGGCUUUCAAAUCUGGGUAACACAUGCUUUUUGAACAGUAUGUUGCAGUGUUUAAUUAACACGGCGCCUCUCCGAGAGUACUUUUUAAAGAAAGACUCAAUCACUGGGUGUCCUUUCUUUAUGAAAGAGAUCAACCGAGAUAAUCCACUUGGAAUGAAAGGCAUGAUGGCAGUUGAGUUUGCCAGCUUGUUACGCAGAAUGUGGAGCAACGAAUAUAAGGUGGUCACCCCGACCAAAGUGAAGUCUGUAAUUGGCCAGUAUGCACCACAGUUUGCUGGGUACCAGCAACAGGAUAGCCAAGAGCUUAUGAACUUCUUAUUGGACGGCCUACAUGAAGACCUAAACCGUGUCAAGUUGAAGCCGUAUACAGAACCCGUUGAGCAAAAUGGUCGCAGUGAUUUAGAAGUAGCCCAAGAGGAGUGGAAGCAGUUUCUUCGCCGUAACGACAGCAUUAUUGUGGACAAUUUUAUGGGCCAACUUCGUAGUCAUGUGACGUGCUCGAAUCCUGAUUGUGGACACGAGUCGAUCACUUUUGAUCCAUACAUGAAUUUGUCCGUUCCGAUUCCUAACAACAAAACUGUUGCCGUACAAGUGCAGUUAUUCUGGGCUAAUGGCGAUAUCCCGAUGAAGUACGCUAUGCGUCUUUCGAUGGAUGGCUGCUCCUUACGCGACGCAAAAGUGGCUUUAAGUAAGCUUUCAAGCAUUCCUGUUUCGCGGAUGUUCUUUGUCGAAGUAUGGAAUCAUCAAAUUCUUAAAGUAUAUUCUGACAAGUUGCCCAUUGACCGCGUUCGCGAUGGCGUCCUUCACGCGUACGAGUUGGAAUUGCCGGUGACAGACUAUGCAUUUGCUUCACCUACUAUUCGCCCAUCAAGUGGACAGCGAAGAUUAGGGGCGACUGAAUCUGAGUUACCACUUGCGAAGCUAAUGCAUUUAGUAGAGCUGUCGCACCAAGCACCAGCUGCUUCGCCAGUGGAUGGACGAUCUAGUGUCAAUGGCUGCAGUAAAUUGAGCGAAGAUGGACUAGGAUCUAAGCAGCAACGAGUGGAGGUAGAGCUGUUCAAUACGCCUCUUCUUGUGUCCAUCAACGAGAAAUGGACAAAAGCCGAGAUUCAUAACAAAGUAUGGCAAACUGUGCGUCGCCUUGUGGCCAUGAAGGAAUCCGAUAAUGACUCUGGAACUAAUUUUGGCUGUGGCAUAAACCAACAACUGCCGUAUCGCUUGCAUGUGACAGAUCCUAAAGGUAGAACCACUUUUAUAAGUGAACUUUCGUGCAAUGAUGAGCCCAUGGGCUUUCCUGAUAGCACAAACACACCAUUCCGAUUUACGCUUGAGUGGAAUCGCAAUGGCUACCAACGAGGCUACAACGAAGCAUUAGCAAAGCGAAUUGAGCUUCAUGAAUCCAUGGAAAAUAUGAAAAUUUUGCCGACGACUGACCCCGUUACGCUUAUUAACUGUUUGACCAAGUUUACGGAACGUGAACAGCUUGGCGAAGCAGAUACUUGGUAUUGUCCCAAGUGCAAGAACCACGUCCGGGCGUUCAAGAAAUUCGACCUCUUUUCGCUUCCUCGAGUACUUAUCUUUCACUUAAAGCGCUUUCGCUACGCGCAGAACUCGUUUUAUAUGCACCGUGACAAAAUUUCGACAUUGGUAGAUUUUCCCAUCGAUAGCCUGGAUCUCUCUGAGUACGUGAUUGGGCCGCAAAAUGGGUCAGAGCUAAUUUACGACCUAUACGCAGUAUCUGAACACGUGGGAAGUCUAGGUGGAGGUCACUACACUGCCGUUGCGCAGAAUCCAGCAAACAAGCGCUGGUUCGACUACAAUGAUAGCCACACCAGGCAGACGUCAGCAAAGAAUGCUGUCUCCUCUCGGGCAUAUGUGCUCUUCUACAUCCGCCGUGACCAAGUCUAG
This is a messenger RNA of Peronospora belbahrii, 3360 nucleotides long. The record is from the annotation of a GenBank genome assembly. Lineage: Eukaryota; Oomycota; Peronosporomycetes; Peronosporales; Peronosporaceae.